Messenger RNA from Bactrocera latifrons, 1272 nucleotides. Its product is annotated as N-acetyltransferase 9-like protein. NCBI's taxonomy places the organism in Eukaryota, Metazoa, Arthropoda, Insecta, Diptera, Tephritidae. Gene Ontology annotation, biological process: protein acetylation. The record is from RefSeq and is a predicted model, not a curated record. Gene Ontology annotation, molecular function: N-acetyltransferase activity. The coding region runs from base 510 to 1139 and encodes 209 amino acids. The transcript is spliced from 2 exons.
GUUCAGGAGAGCGAGUUUUCCGAAAACAUGCACCAAUUUUCACGGGAAAUGUCUUAAAAUACGUGUUUUAAAAACAAUAAAAAAAUAUAACGAUUUUGUACAAUACAUCACUAGUGAUACAAGCAGUGUUCGGUUUCGAAAUAUCGAUAUUCGAGAGAAAAUGUAUUUGUCAUGAAUGUACAUAAAAACAAAGCAAAGAAAAUAGGAGUGAAUUGCAUAUAAAAUUGUGAAACUUUAAAGUGAAACGUGUCGAAAACUAGAGUCUGAGCACGGUAUAUGUGUAUACAUUUUUUAAUCCUGAGGACCUCAUCUAUCCAUCUGUACCAUCAAAUACCAUCUCCGAAAGAAUCGUAAUCGUGUCAAAUUUUGAUAAACGGUAAACCGGGAAACCCCCGCCCGCAAUUAAUAAAUCUUAAACUUCAUAAAUCCAAUCUCAAAUCAAUAUAUUUCGCAAAUGGAAAUUGUAUGAUGGGCAAAUUUCACUGUACAUAAAUUUUACUGACCAAAAUAUGCGACUGAACGAGAACACGAAAAUCGUAGGAAAGAAAGUAAUUUUAGUGCCAUACUGUGCAGCACAUGUCGAAAAAUAUCACGAAUGGAUGAAAUCCCCGGAACUACAAGAGUUAACUGCUUCAGAGCCUCUCUCGCUUCAAGAGGAAUAUGAAAUGCAACGAAGUUGGCGUGAAGAUGAAGACAAAUGUACAUUUCUAGUUUUAUGCAGAACUACUUAUGAACAAACUGAUGAUGAAAUUUACUCAUUGGUAGGAGAUACAAAUUUGUUCUUGAGAGUGGAGGAUGGUGGUGAAGGAACAGACUCAAGCUACCAAGUGGCCGAAGCAGAGAUAAUGAUAGCAGAACCAGAAGCUCGCAGUAAAGGAUGCGGAUGGGAAGCAAUGCUUUUGUUGUUGAAAUAUGCUUUAAGAAAUUUAAAUAUUAAACAGUUUGAAGUCAAGAUUGGUACAAAAAAUGCAAAAUCGUUACGCAUGUUCAGUAAAAUGCACUUCAAAGAGGUAUCACGUUCAGCUGUAUUUGAAGAAAUCACAAUGGUACUAAUGAUCGAUGAAGAGUGGAUAAAAUGGUUGGACGGACAGGUGACUUUGCAUUGUGAAAAUUACAGAAAUAACGAUUUAUGCGAUUAGUAGAAAUAAAUGAUCAUAACGUUUAAGGUACAUUUUGUAAAGUACUGUUUGUUUAUUUCGAUUAAAAAGAAAACAGUUUUGUAUCAUAUGUACUUACACACGUGUAUACAUAACUGUCUAAAUUCAAAAAAUA